Terrapene triunguis (Three-toed box turtle) is the source of this 3966-nucleotide messenger RNA. RefSeq names its product inositol polyphosphate phosphatase like 1 (gene INPPL1). Gene Ontology annotation, biological process: phosphatidylinositol dephosphorylation. The record is from RefSeq and is a predicted model, not a curated record. NCBI's taxonomy places the organism in Eukaryota, Metazoa, Chordata, Testudines, Emydidae. The transcript has 29 exons. Gene Ontology annotation, molecular function: protein binding; phosphatase activity. The coding region runs from base 1 to 3903 and encodes 1300 amino acids.
AUGGCGUGCGGCGGGGCGAGCGGCGCCAGCCCGGGGGCCGCCAGCCCGGCACCGCUCUGGUACCACCGGGACCUGAGCCGAGCGGCGGCGGAGGAGCUCCUGGCCAGAGCCGGCCGAGACGGCAGCUUCUUGGUGCGGGACAGCGAGAGCGUCUCGGGCGCCUACGCCCUCUGCGUGCUGUUCCAGAAGCACGUCCACACCUACCGGAUCCUGCCAGAUGAGGAUGACUUCCUAGCGGUGCAGGCGUAUGCCCGCAUGCAGCGCUCACGGCGCCGGCUGCGCUUCCUCGGACACCGCAGCUGUGAUCACAACAACAGGAAAAAGCAGCCCCCGGGGAGGGACGGCCACAGACAGGAGAGUGUUGUGUACUCCAGCUCCCAUGCCAGCCUUGCCCGCCGCAUUGCCGAGUCAGCAUACUCGCCUUCCCCUCCCCCCUGCCCCAGCCUCGCCCGCCAUGCGCGGAGCCGGGCUGAGAUCAGGCAGCACCUGGGGCACUGGGCCAACGCCGCUCCUGGGUACCUGGCAGGGCCUCGGAGCAGUGCCACCAACGGCCUCAGCACGGUCUCCCACGAGUACCUGAAGGGCAGCUACACCCUGGACCUGGAGGCUGUCAAAGCCGGGGCCAGCAGCCUGCCCCAUCUCAACAAGACCCUGGUCACCUCCUGCAAAAGGCUACACAGCGAGGUGGACAAGGUCCUGUCCGGGCUGGAGAUCCUCUCCAAGGUGUUCGACCAGCAGAGUUCGCCUGUGGUCUCCCGGAUCCUCCAGCAGACCGCCGGCCAGACAGGAGAGCAGGAGCUGGAGAACCUGGUGCUGAAGCUGUCUGUCCUGAAGGACUUCCUGUCCAGCAUCGAGAAGAAGGCUCUGAAAGCUCUCCAGGACAUGAGCUCCACGGCCCAGUCUAUCCUGGCCCAGCCCUCCUCCCGCAAAGCCAAGAGCAUCCCUGUGCAAGCGUUCGAGGUGAAGCUGGACGUCACCUUGGGGGACCUCACCAAGAUCGGCAAGUCGCAGAAGUUCACGCUGAGCGUGGACGUGGAGGGCGGGAAGCUGGUGGUGCUGAAGAAGCAGAAGGACUCCCAGGAGGACUGGAACACGUUCACCCACGACAAGAUCCGACAGCUGAUCAAGUCCCAGCGGGUGCAGAAUAAACUGGGGAUCGUCUUCGAGAAGGAGAAGGAUAAAACUCAGCGGAAAGAUUUUGUCUUCGUCAGCGCCAGGAAGCGGGAGGCGUUCUGCCAGCUGCUGCAGCUGAUGAAAAACAAACAUUCCAAGCAGGACGAGCCCGACAUGAUCUCCGUCUUCAUCGGCACGUGGAACAUGGGAAGCGUGCCUCCCCCCAAGAGCAUCACGUCCUGGUUUACGUCGAAGGGCCUGGGGAAGACGCUGGAUGAGAUGACGGUCACCAUCCCCCAUGACAUCUACGUCUUUGGCACCCAGGAGAACUCGAUGGGGGACAAGGAGUGGGUCGACUUCCUCCGGAGCGUGCUGAAGGAGUUCACGGAGAUCGAGUACCGCCCGAUCGCGAUGCAGGCCUUGUGGAACAUUAAGAUUGCCGUCCUGGUGAAACCGGAGCACGAGAACCGGAUCAGCCACGUCAGCACCUCGAGCGUGAAGACUGGGAUCGCCAACACGCUGGGCAAUAAAGGGGCCGUGGGAGUCUCCUUCAUGUUUAAUGGCACCUCUUUCGGCUUUGUGAAUUGCCAUCUGACCUCAGGCAACGAGAAGACGGCCAGGCGGAACCAGAACUACCUGGACAUCCUGCGCUUGCUGUCCCUGGGCGACAAGCAGCUCAGCUCCUUCGACAUCUCGCUCCGCUUCACCCAUCUCUUCUGGUUCGGGGACCUCAACUACCGCCUGGACAUGGACAUCCAGGAGAUCCUCAACUACAUCAACCGCAAGGAGUUCGAGCCGCUGCUCAAGGUGGAUCAGCUCAACCUGGAGAAGGAGAAGCACAAGGUCUUCCUGCGAUUCGGCGAGGAGGAGAUCACCUUCCCCCCGACCUACCGCUACGAGCGGGGCUCCCGCGACACCUACGUGUGGCACAAGCAGAAGCCCACCGGGGUCCGCACCAACGUCCCCUCCUGGUGUGACCGCAUCCUGUGGAAGUCGUACCCCGAGACCCACAUCAACUGCAACUCCUACGGAUGCACUGACGACAUCACGACCAGCGACCACUCCCCUGUCUUCGGAGCCUUCGAAGUCGGAGUGACAUCCCAGUUUGUCUCCAAGAAAGGGCUCUCCAAGGUCUCAGACCAGGCCUACAUUGAGUUUGAGAGCAUCGAAGCUAUCGUGAAGACGGCCAGCCGGACCAAGUUCUUUAUCGAGUUCUACUCCACCUGCCUGGAAGAGUUCAAGAAGAGUUCCGAGAACGACAUGCAGAGCAGUGACAACAUCAACUUCCUGAAGGUUCAGUGGUCCUCGAGGCAGCUGCCCACGCUGAAACCGAUUCUGUCCGAGAUCGAGUAUCUCCAGGACCAACACCUGCUGCUCACAGUCAAGUCCGUCGAUGGCUACGAAUCCUACGGCGAGUGCGUGAUCGCCCUGAAGUCCAUGAUUGGCAGCACCACCCAGCAGUUUCUCACCUACCUGUCCCACCGCGGGGAGGAGACGGGCAAUAUCCGGGGCUCCAUGAAGGUCCGGGUCCCGGCCGAGCGGAUGAGCACCCGGGAGAGGCUCUACGAGUGGAUCAGCAUCGACAAGGAUGAAACAGGAGCUGCCAAGGGGAAGCUGCCGCCGGUCUCCCGGGCCAGCCAGGAGCACGCCAAAUCCGCCGGACGGAAGCCCCUGCCAGGGGAGACGGCAGCCUGCCCCCUCGGGAAGCUGUUUGACGAGCCGGAGAAGCCCAGCGCCCUGACUGCCAGCCGCCUGCCAGCCCCGCUCCGCUGCACCUCCAGGGAGGAGACCUCCCAGACCAGGUCCAAGCAGGACUCGGCCUCGGAGCCCGACGGCGGCCCCACGAAGAACAGCUUCAAUAACCCGGCCUACUACGUGCUGGAGGGGGUCCCACAUCAGCUGCUGGCCGCGGACCCCCCCGCCCCCUCCAAGGGGCUGGCCCCCAAGAACAAAGUGCAGAUCACGGUGCCCGUGCAGCCGGAGUGGCGCCGCCAGCCGCUCCCGGGCCGGGGCGAGGAGAGCUCCUCGGACGAGGACACGGGCACGCUCAACCUGCCGCCCCCCGACUUCCCUCCCCCGCCCCUGCCCAAGGCCGUGGAGUUUGAGGUGGCCGAAAACCCUCUCUACGCCAGCGCCAAGGACCUGGCUGGGGCAGCUGGCAGGGAGGAACCCGGCACCGCCAAGCCGUGGGCUUCCGUGGCCUUCAGCGACCCCUUGGAGUCCAAGCUGGCCCCGCCCAAGCUACACCCCAGGCCUCCCCUCCCCCCCGGACCUGGCUUCCUGGUGGAGCCCCCCAACGCCCCCCAGGCCCAGGGAGGCCUCCUGGACGAUCGCUCCUGCUCAGUGCUGCAGAUGGCCAAGACCCUGAGCGAGGUGGAUUAUCCGGGCAGCAAAGGGGGCAGCGGCCUGGGGCGGGAGCAGCAGGGCCGGCCGGCCCCACAUCUGCUCAGCAAAGGACGGCUGGACCUGCCCCCAAGGUGCAUGCACCCGGACUACAGCCGGCCCAUCACCUUCCCACCCCGCUCCAUCCGGGAGAGCAUCGAGGAGGACCUGGCUGAGGAGGCGCUGGGCCAGGGAGGGAGGAGCAGCUCCAGCCUGAGCGAGUGCAGCGUGGGCGAGUGGCUCCUGGCCCUCGGGCUGGAGCGGUACGAGGAGGGGCUGAUCCACAACGGCUGGGACGACCUGGAGUUCCUCAGUGACAUCACGGACGAGGACCUGGAGGAGGCCGGGGUGCUGGAUCCCAAUCACAAGCGCCUCCUGCUGGAGAACCUGCUGAAGCUCAGGAAGUAGCAGGAAUCUGCGCCUCCCACGCCAGGGCCCGGGCAUGCCUCUCCUGUUCGCAUCCCCCGGCCC